Peronospora matthiolae is the source of this 477-nucleotide messenger RNA. Lineage: Eukaryota; Oomycota; Peronosporomycetes; Peronosporales; Peronosporaceae. The record is from the annotation of a GenBank genome assembly.
AUGGAACUCGAGCUUUUUUCGCUCGUGGAAAUUUUGCGCGAAUACCGCACCAUGUUGCUCGGUUUUCCUGUGGUCGUUCACACCGACCACAAGAACCUCAUAUAUCCUACCGAAAAUAGCCUGCGAGUCAAGCGCUGGAAGCUUCUCCUUUCGGAGUACCGCCUCUCGAUGCACUACAUCAAGGGGGCCAAAAAUGUUGGUGCUGACGCUUUUUCGCGGAUGCGAUUUGACAACUUAGAGACAAAGUCUAAGUUGCAGCUUGCGGAGGAGGUUUGUAGGACGACGGAUGAGCCAGACUGUGUCAUGCAUGGUCCUGUCCUACGAGAGCACCAAGAGAAAGACGCCAUGAUCCAGAAGAUCAAGACUUCCUGCCUUAAAGGCAACAACAACCCCGACUACCAGCUCCUACCGGUACUCGGCUGCACACUGGUUGCGUACCAAAAAGCGCGUCAUUGUGCCCGACAGCCUGCGCGAUGA